Molecule: messenger RNA, 564 nt
Organism: Lichtheimia ornata
Lineage: Eukaryota; Fungi; Mucoromycota; Mucoromycetes; Mucorales; Lichtheimiaceae
Exons: 2
Coding region: 1-564 (187 amino acids)
Molecular function (GO): protein binding
Source: RefSeq, a predicted model, not a curated record
AUGGAUUUACUACCACCAGAAAUCAUCAUCCAUACUCUCAAAUACUUAUCGCUGGCCGAUCUCGUACGAGCUGAGCGUACCUGUAAAUCCAUGCAAGCAUUUUGUCAUUGGGAGAUUGAACAUCGCAUUACUACCGGUCCAUUGAAGAAUGAUUGGGGUGUAUUGGUUCAUCUUGAUCAAGCCAAUGCCACUGCUACUCAUUUUGAUACAAAGACUCGUCAAGUCACCUAUAAGAUUGAAAUGGAAAAGCCUAUUCAGAUCAAAACCAUGUUUGACCACCGCCGUCAAAUCCAAUGCUCGUUGUUACGUCGUAAUCAGUAUCGCGAAGAUUUUGUGUUCACAGUCGAAAAAGGCAUCUCAGAAGGUGCCACUAUUCCCGUGGCUGCAAGCGGCGCUGAUCUAUGUCAAGUCAACGGUGCACUGACCCGUGUCAGCCCUAUCAAUCAUUCAUCUAAUGACGAUGGUGCAUACGAUAAGAAACGACUAUUAGCACCUUCGCCUCUCGUUUAUUCUUUGCAACUCACUCAAAUGCAAAUUCCUCUUUCCACCAUCGCCGCCCAGUGA